Molecule: messenger RNA, 2530 nt
Organism: Orussus abietinus
Lineage: Eukaryota; Metazoa; Arthropoda; Insecta; Hymenoptera; Orussidae
Product: probable ATP-dependent RNA helicase DDX17
Exons: 8
Coding region: 172-1881 (569 amino acids)
Cellular component (GO): nucleus; cytoplasm; ribonucleoprotein complex
Molecular function (GO): ATP binding; RNA binding; RNA helicase activity
Source: RefSeq, a predicted model, not a curated record
GGUGCGGCCGUCGCGACCCGUCGUAUCCCGCUUCCAUUUGCGUCACUCUCUCGGAGCAGUUCGCCCCAGAGUUUCCUCAUGUGAAAGGUCGUUUCCCGCCAGUCAAGAAUUCCAGUCUUCUUAGCCGUUGGACGUUCACGAGAGAAAGGAGAUCCACCAGAAACGCGAAAGAUGGGCCGUUACAGGAGUCGCAGCAGGGACAGGGACAGGAGGAGGAGAUCCCGGAGCCGUUCCCGUAGUCGAUCUCCACGUGACAGAAGAGGAUGGGGUGGUGGCGGUGGAAGAGACCGCGGAAACAACCGUGGAGGCCGAGGACAGCCAGGCGCAAACCUGAGAAAACCUCGUUGGGACCUCAGCAGACUCGAGCCUUUUAAGAAGGACUUCUAUGUGCCACAUGAAGCUGUACAGAACCGAGACCCAAGAGCCGUCGAACAGUAUCGAUGCGAUAAAGAGAUCACGUUGAGGGGAAAAGGCAUCCCUAAUCCUGUCUUCACAUUUGAAGAAGCAGGAUUCCCAGAUUAUGUACUAAAGGAAAUUAAGAGAUUAGGUUUCAAGGAACCUACUUCGAUACAAGCACAAGGGUGGCCCAUAGCAUUAAGUGGACGCGACAUGGUGGGAAUAGCUUCUACAGGUUCUGGCAAGACCUUAUCGUACAUCCUGCCAGCCAUUGUUCACAUCAACAGCCAACCAAAGCUCGGUCGAAAGGAUGGACCGGUGGCUCUGGUUUUGGCACCGACAAGGGAGCUUGCACAGCAAAUCCAACAAGUAGCCGAUGACUUUGGACACUCUUCAGGCAUUAGGAACACUUGUCUCUACGGAGGGGCUCCUAAGGGUUCACAAGCGAGGGACUUGGAUGGUGGAGUGGAGAUUGUCAUCGCUACUCCUGGCAGGCUCCUAGACUUUCUUGAAUCUGGGCGAACUAACCUGAAGAGAUGUACCUACUUGGUGCUGGACGAGGCCGACAGGAUGUUGGACAUGGGAUUCGAACCACAAAUAAGAAAGAUUAUCGAACAAAUCAGACCUGACCGACAGACCCUCAUGUGGUCCGCCACUUGGCCAAAGGAGGUGAAGAAUCUGGCCGAAGACUUCCUUAAGGAUUAUGCUCAGAUCAACGUUGGGUCGUUGCAGCUCGCAGCCAAUCACAAUAUUCUACAGAUCAUUGACGUCUGUCAAGAUUACGAAAAGGAGUCUAAAUUAAGCACUCUCCUAAAGGAAAUCAUGGCAGAAAAGGAGAAUAAGACUAUAGUGUUCAUCGAGACGAAGCGACGAGUUGACGAAAUAACAAGGAAGAUGAAAAGGGAUGGCUGGCCUGCUGUUUGCAUCCACGGAGAUAAGACGCAACAGGAAAGAGAUUGGGUCUUACAAGACUUCCGGUCUGGUAAAGCGCCUAUUCUUGUAGCAACGGAUGUAGCGGCGCGCGGCCUCGACGUUGAAGACGUCAAGUUCGUUAUCAACUUUGACUAUCCCUCGUGUUCAGAGGACUACGUUCACCGAAUAGGACGCACCGGACGUCGUCAGAAGACCGGCACCGCGUACACCUUCUUCACGCCCAACAACUCGAACAAGGCCAAUGAUCUCAUCCAGGUGCUUAAAGAGGCCAACCAGGUCAUCAACCCCAAGCUCCUUGAGCUAGCCGACGGGCGAGGCGGUGGCUACGGAAGACACAGAGGUGGCAGGAACAGAUGGCGCUCGCGCGGCGGCCGCGGCGGUAACGGACGGGAGCGCAGCUACUCGCGCAGCCGCAGUCGGAGCCCGAGCCGGGAGCGGAACGGCCGCGGUGGGACCCGUCGUAGCUACAGCCGUAGCUACUCGAGAAGCCGCAGCCCGGUUAACAAUCGUACAGAGGUGAUCGGCAAGAGUUACUGGAGUAGCGAGAGGUGAUCUUCCACGGGCGAUCGAUGGCGGAAUAGCUCGCAAACCGAGUCGUUGCAAUCAAAGUGAUAAGACAGUUGUAAAAUUCCGAGAGCACCGACCCUCCCCUUCCCGCCCUCGACCGGAAGUACAAGCCGAAAGAGGCGAAGAGUAUCGAGGGGAGAGAUCAGGGCGCAAAAGGAAAAGAAGACGAUCCAGAGGGGGCCAACCAGAGGAAGAACAAUAACAAGAGACACGAGGCGGCUUUUGGGGCUUCUCGGUUCUCUCUUUCUUUUUGCCCCCUCGUCUUUUGCGUUUUGGUCGCCAUUUUUACAAGCGUAUACAUGAAUUUAGAGUUAAUCGCGAGAGUGUAAGAUAACGUGUCGUCGAAUUAGAGAGAACGAGAGAGAGAAAGCUGCGUUGCUUUGACUUCCCCUCUUUAUCCAGUGUCUUUUUCUCUCCUUUUCUCUCUUCUAAUUUCUUCCUUUUUUCUUCCUUUUUUUUUUCUUCCUUUUUGUUCCCUUUUAUCUUGUCGUAGGUCCGUAUCGGGGUAUCAGUGUCUAGUGUUCACUUGCUAUUCAUUCCUUGUGUACUUUAGACAGUUAAUUAGGCGACUAUUCUUUAAUGUACAGUAUUUAACGCGCGAGUAUAACAAAUAAAAUUUGUUAGUGAUCCACGA